This is a messenger RNA of Cooperia oncophora, 528 nucleotides long. The record is from the annotation of a GenBank genome assembly. Lineage: Eukaryota; Metazoa; Nematoda; Chromadorea; Rhabditida; Trichostrongylidae.
AUGACUACGAUGUUGUUAUUCUCGAUGAGCCAUCAACCAGCUACAAUGUACCAAAACACGACGAAGUUCAGCCCUUAUCCAGUAAAGAAACGAACCACCGUUGGAGGACAUCGAGUAGCAAGCACCGUGAUCAAAUUGCCGUCAUUCCGAGUAACGGACUGCACCGCCAGCCUUGCGGAUUCCGUUCUCAGUGAACUGGCAACCAAGACAAGGGCAGCAUUUCGCCGAGCAGUUGCUAUACCACUGUGGGACGGCGAUGGGCCGUCUUCAAGUGGACGAAUCGCUCCCGGUACCGUUCUGAUGUGUGCUCCGAUGGUGCCUAAAGGUAGUCACGUUGCCUUAUUUUUUGGCCUCUUUUUCCUUUUUAAUAUUCAUUCAUCAUUCCAAUCAAGCAGGCUGCCAUGGCCCUAUCAGGGAGCCACAGUGUCUGGGCGACGAUCUAGUGUACUCCAAAAACUAUGCAAUUAUUCUGAGAGCACUAUGAUUCACAAUUGUUGUUCUAUACGAAAUGAUCUAGUGAAGAAUUGA